Physella acuta is the source of this 1694-nucleotide messenger RNA. Its product is annotated as growth arrest-specific protein 1. NCBI's taxonomy places the organism in Eukaryota, Metazoa, Mollusca, Gastropoda, Physidae. The record is from RefSeq and is a predicted model, not a curated record. Gene Ontology annotation, biological process: regulation of cell cycle.
AUCAAGUGUGAUCGAACGGGAAUAAAGUACGCUCUGUCAUGCAGACAAGAGAAAAUAUGAUCAGGACGCUGACAUCCAUUGUUUUCACAACUUGACACAAUGCAUGGGCGUGCUUCCGGCUACUGGCGCGCAGUGCUUCUCUCGCUGGUCAUGUGCAAUCUGCUUCUGUGCAGUGGAUCUGUCAAACACCUGCAAAGUUGUCAUGUCGCCCAGCUGCAGUGUCAUUCAAGAAGCGGGUGUCACAUGGCACUCAAUAACUUCUUUAUUAACUGCCAUUCUGUUAUCAAAGGCGAGCAGGCUAACAAGUGCCCCAUAGAUUGCAAGCACGCGCUUGUAUCACUGCUGUCCACAGAAGACGAGGCAGGCUUGGCUUUCAUCAACUGUGACUGCAACAAAGGUGGCCUGUGUUCGGAGCGCAAGGAGCGAGUCAAAGUCUGCCAGCGGGAGGUCCUGGACUCUAUGCAUGUUCUGAGGGAAGAUUCACUUCCGGUUUCCUGCAACCUUGCACGAUGGAUCUGCGAGGCCGACACCUCAUGCCUGACAGCCCUGCAGUAUUACUAUGACCAUUGUUCUCGGCUGUUCAGCGGGUUGAAGUGCACGCCCAAAUGCCGGAAUAGCCUGGAGAUCUUAUCUCGCCAGCCCCAUGCCCGAAAACUGCGCUCCUGCACGUGCGAUGGGAGUGAAGAUUACAACUGUCAGGCGCUCAAACUAAACACCGAAACGAUGUGUUUUCAUUCAAAACAAAAGACAAAAGCAGACGCCAACUCGGUACUGGACUCGGAUAAUAUUUCUAAAGAUUUGGACGAGCAUCUAACCAAGAAAAAGUUAUCCGAACGUGAAAAGAUGAGAUCAAAGCGGAGAAAGAGAAGAAAUCGCGCUCUAAAAAACAUGAAGAAAGCGCAACGCGAGAAGAGACGUCAACAAAAGAAGCUAAAACAGGAAAAGAAAAAAAUGGCAGGGGUGAGUCCGACUCCUAGAACAGCCAAGAAAUCCUAAGUACAAGUAACAGCACGUGCUACUUCGGCGAAACAAUUCGGUGUUUUGAAUAUGCAUGAGGUUUAGUGUAAACAAAUACAUGUCAAGUGAUGCCAACGUUAAUUCAAUUGUCAACUUUUUGUCUGUCGUUAAUCUGCUAUUCUAAGCACAGUCAAUAUACUGGCAGACAGCGCACUGACAGAGAGCAGUGUCGAAACACAAUACAAAUAUAGUUUACAUAUUGGUUAUUUAACUUGAUGUAGCGGUUUAUUUUUGUGUAGAGCACGUUUUCAUUCUUGCAGCCUCGUGAAAAUGGGAUGGCAUUAAUUCUGCACACAGUGUCGUAUAUGGUAAACGGGUACAUGUGGCAUAAACUUACAUGCUUGACUGUAAGCUCAUGUUCUGCACGAACAACCAGCAUAAUACAAGGAAUGCAGGAGUGAUGAGCAAGGCCAGAGUCGCCAGGAUACUAUAGUGGUCAAACAGUCUACCUCACAAAAACUGUUGUUUUAUCAAUAGAUGGAGGGUGACUCGUAUAUAGGGAAAAAAAACAGUUGAUGGUUUUAAGUUGGGAGAAACCUGUAUAGUAUCCCAUAAUUCUGUCGUCUCGUUUGUUUGUAAAUCAUGUUAGCUCAGUGUGUUUUAAAUGCCGACAUACCUGCUUGGUUCUAAAGACUUUGUUUAGUGGCAUUAAAUAGCUUAGUAUUUAUUAUAAAAAA